CUCUAAAUUUCGCGCUUCAGCAUUUGAUUGCGGUAAAUAUUUGGCAUGCAAAUUGUGCAAUGGAGCUGCCAGUUUCCGAAUUUAAUAUACGUGAUUUGGUACGUGACCUAUACGGUCGUGCCUUAAGUACAAAAGGCUCAAAGCAGGAGCUACUCGACCGCCUAGUGGCAGCACGGCACGAGAAAGCCGAGGCACAGGCCCAGGGCUAUGUGCGACCCGGCCGGCCACCAGUUUCCAAAUUUGGCGUUUGUGUCCAACCGGAUGAUUUUGCCAAUAUUGAAUGCAUGACAGAUGAUGAGUAUACGGCGUAUUCAAAGAAGGUGCAAUGGCGUUUGCGGCGCGUACAUAAAACAUAUGAUAAUAUGGGUUUGGAGUACUAUCAUCCCGGAGUGCUGCAUCGCAUUGACCGAAGCAAGACAUAUACCCUGAACUUAAAUGAGUUUUGGGUGCGUAAGGAACCGUAUGUGCAUAAGAUGUUUGUUGUGUUUGUAACGCGUGCCAAUGCCGAGGAGCAGCGUCUGUGCUACGCCCGAAGCUUGGCCAUGCUGAGGGAUAAGAACUUGACUGUGGAUCGACUGAGAAUGCCUCUUAUUCGAAAUGAUGAAAUGGGCAAAGCUUUAUCAAAUAUCAUGCUGGAAAUCGAGGAUAAUGGCUUAGAGAAUUAUGUAGCUAUUGUUGCGCCCAAACAGCAAUUGCUUCUGCAAGCUCUGCAAGAGCUUAGAAGAGUGACUAGGAAAAAGUUGCCACCGAUUGUCUUGGAUAGUUGCCAAGUACACAAUAUAUUGGAAAACAAUUUUUGUGCAAAAUCUGCGCGUUGCCUAUAUCAGCUACAACAUGAGAGAUUUACGGAAAACACCUACAAGCAACAACUGGAACGAACUCAAGAAAACUACACACAAAAUGUUACUGCCGCUGCUUUGUUAAAGGAGUACAUGAAACCAUUGCCUGAUGUCCUGUUAGCCAUGUGGAAAGUUGAAGAGCAUAAAGGGCAGGCCAUAUGCUUGGCUCGUUUGAGUAACGAAAGAUUGAAUGUCUAUUGCGCUCAGGCGCAAAAUGAUUUACCGCCAAUAACAUUUGAAGAGUGCACAGCUGGCGCAGGUUUGCUCCAAUUGCUGCUCUUCGAUGCCUUGUGGUGUCUGUGCGAUGCCAAUGAAAUCGAGGAGAACAAUACGACGGCUAUACUAGAGCCGCCACUGCCCGAUGAGUGGCUGCCCUUAUUGAACUGACUUAUAGUAGGCGCUUAUCCCUCGACCCUCACUCGUAAAUAGAGCAGCUCACAAUCCAUAUAGCUGUCAAGUUUAUAUGUCUUUGAAGAUAAGC
Molecule: messenger RNA, 1320 nt
Organism: Drosophila arizonae
Lineage: Eukaryota; Metazoa; Arthropoda; Insecta; Diptera; Drosophilidae
Source: RefSeq, a predicted model, not a curated record